Molecule: messenger RNA, 711 nt
Organism: Aspergillus puulaauensis
Lineage: Eukaryota; Fungi; Ascomycota; Eurotiomycetes; Eurotiales; Aspergillaceae
Exons: 1
Coding region: 1-711 (236 amino acids)
Source: RefSeq, a predicted model, not a curated record
AUGCCUCGUCCAAAAAUCAAUUUGGGUCCCCACAAAGCUGAGAUUUGUCGCCUGAGGCGAUCAAAAGUACCCCUCCAGGACAUUGUCCAUCUCCUUGACCACAAAUACGGCAUCAAAGUUGCCCUUCGCACAGUUAACAGCCGCCUUUAUGAGUGGGGCUUUGGUGCCAACAACGGCAAGGCAGCCAAGGACACGGUUCUCCAUGCUCGACUUAAAGCCCUGAUGUACGAAGAUGGGUUGGAUGACCAGCAAAUCCUUACUGCGCUGCAGCGUGAAGGCUUUGAUAUUAACGCUCGUACGUUAAAGUAUGUGCGAUAUCGCCUAGGCUUCCUGCGCAGACGGUGGCCUCUCACCGAGCAACCCGCAGAACGAUGUACCGAGACUCAGCCUGACGCGGAGUCAACAACUCACACAACCAGCCCCGACGCUGCGCAAAGCAUCUCACCAGGGACAAGUCGUGCUCCCCAGACCAUUUCCCUUCCAACCAUUGUUGCGAUUGAGGGCUCGACGGAAGUCCUCGGCAGCGCCGGCGAUUCCGCCAGAGUCGUCCGCGUGAACGAACGUUUUGCGGUGAAAAGCGGCACCGGGGUUCUUUCUAUCGAGGCGGAAAACUUGAUAUUUCUGGCGGAAAACAGCGCAGUCCCUAUACCGAAGGUAUAUUCAACACUCCAGGAUCAUGAUACAGCCAAGACGUAUAUCAUUAUGGAGUAA